Molecule: messenger RNA, 1614 nt
Organism: Metarhizium album ARSEF 1941
Lineage: Eukaryota; Fungi; Ascomycota; Sordariomycetes; Hypocreales; Clavicipitaceae
Product: Cyclin PHO80-like protein
Exons: 2
Coding region: 1-1614 (537 amino acids)
Biological process (GO): regulation of cyclin-dependent protein serine/threonine kinase activity
Cellular component (GO): nucleus; cyclin-dependent protein kinase holoenzyme complex
Molecular function (GO): cyclin-dependent protein serine/threonine kinase regulator activity; protein kinase binding
Source: RefSeq, a predicted model, not a curated record
AUGGCCGCUUUAAUCGGCGACUUGGUACCUGAUGUGUCUCGAUUCCACGACCUGAUUGUCAAUCCAUCCUCACGGCAGAACCAACGCCAACACCAAUCCCCACCUCAGAGCCAGCGCUCCCACUCCCGAUCGCAGGCCCAAGACUCGCCUACCCGCCGCUCCUCGAGCCGCCCACGCGCUUCCGUCUCGACACCCCGAUCCCAGCGACGUGACGACAUUGAAAUCACGGCUGCCGACAGACACAUUUCGCCUGCCGCCGCGACGCGGUCCCCUACGCAUCAGAGAGCACGAAAGCCAGCCGCAGCCGCAGCCGCUGCCGCGACCACAGCCGACAGCGCUGCUCCGGCAGGAGGCGCUUCCUCCACGUUUCCCUCCCCGCCGCCCUCCUCGUCGCCCCCCGUCGCCAGUGGUACCUCGCCGGUCGACGAUGCAAAGGGGGCCUCGAUGGCAUCACAGAUCGGAGAUGUCGUCUCUACAGCACGUCAAUCUCUGCGCCAUGCCCCCAGCCUGAUGACCUCGGUUGGACGGCACCAGCAACCGUCGCCACCACCCAGCCAAAGCUUCCACAUACCCGACUCCUCAUCAUUGGCCUCCUCGCCGUCCAGCCAUGUCGAGCCGAGCUCAACCCAGCAGACGUCCCAGGAGGGCCAGCAGACGGUUGUCCACCUCCGGGACUUGGCGCACAUGCAAAGCCUCGCAGACGCCCAGAUGCUUGGGGGGAGCAGCUCCGCGUCCUUGGAUCCCAGUACCCAGAUCAAGUAUGAAAUCAGCGGAAUGCCCAUUGCCGACAUUAUCGAAAUGGUGGCUGCCCUGCUCACCAAGAUCACAACUACCAACGACUUGCAGCACGACGCCAUGCAGCGAAAUGUUGCUCAUCAGCAGCAAGCCAAUCAGUCAAACGAUUCAUCGUCUCACAUGAGCCCCCUGAGCCACUCUGUUUUGGCAUUCCACGGCAAGAACGUGCCCGCGAUUACUAUUUUGAGCUACCUCACACGCAUACAUAAGUACUGCCCCACAACCUAUGAGGUGUUCCUCAGCCUGCUAGUUUACUUCGACCGCAUGACGGAGCGAGUAAACGAAAUCGUCAUGCGGAGCGAGCAGUCCAGAAGCCGGGCCGCGUCACAUUCGCACAGGCCUGUGUCGUCGGGAGUAACCGCGGAAGACGCUACCAUGCACGACAGUGCCCGCGAUUUGGAUGAAAGCGAUUCGGACCAGGCCGACGACGACGACGACAACGAUGACGAAAUGGUAGACCGUCCCGCAGCAGCGCGUGGGCGCGACGAAUCUGGACACAGCUCGACAGAAUCCGAAGACCGACUCGUAGCCAACCCGGCAACAUAUCUCGUAGUGGACAGCUUUAACAUUCACAGAUUGAUCAUUUCCGGGGUGACGUGUGCCAGCAAGUUCUUUUCGGACGUCUUCUACACCAACUCUCGAUAUGCCAAGGUCGGAGGUCUGCCGCUUGCCGAGCUGAACCACCUGGAGAUCCAGUUCCUCGUCCUCAACGACUUCCGGCUUGCCGUUCCUGUGGAAGACCUGGAAGCCUACGCAACCAUGCUUGUCGAGUUCUACGCACGCGAAGUCAUGGCGCACAAGUCGGCGCCUCGAGCGUAG